ACCGAAGUGUUGAAAUUGAGCUCGCAUGUUUAUUCAUCUUUGAGCUAUUUCGUUGUGUUUGAUGUAUCUAUUUUCUGGAUUUUCGAAUAGAAAAUUUUUGAUUUUUUUUUUGUUUAUAAUCUUAAUUUACUGAUUAAUCGAUCAAUUUGUGAUUUAAAAAAUUGGUGAUUCUUUUCAGCCAUUUUUCGAUAAGCAAAUACAAAGUAUUCGUAUUUUUUUAAAUAUUCUUGCUGCUCGUUUUUCUUUGUGUGAUUGUAUGUGCUGAGCACGUGCUCAUCACAUUUCUUUCGUUUUUCAAAUAAAUUUCUUUAUUUUUCUUUGAAAUGUUGAAGUUUAAAUAAAAUUUAAAAUGACUUCUAAAAACAACAAUUCAACAUCAUCGUCGUCCACAACGAUGACGCAACGUCCAUCUCCGCCAUCAUCUUCAAUGUUUUUGGUGGUACAUCCAUUACCAUCAAAUGACGAUGAAUUGAAUGACAAAAUAUUGGAAACUGUUGAAAAGUUUCGAUCACAAACGAAUCCAAAUAAUCCGGCUAGUUCUGUUGGUAGUGCUUCAAAUUCUUAUUCGAAUGUGCCUGUUAUUAAUUUUUCUGGAUCAAGUAUGUCUUCAGCUAUUUCACAAAGUGAAUCUUCAACAAAUGGUGGGGAUUCAUCACCAAUGAAAAUACCACAACAGCAACAAUCAGCCGGUCAAACCGUUCUACAAUGUGUUGUUAGCCGUAACCAUGUUGCAGUUUUGCUUGAUGACUAUCGGGUGUGUCGUUAUCCAUUCAAUAUAUAUGCUGAACGUAUAAAUAGUUCGAAUAUCCAAUCUGAAUCCUCUUCAUCUUCGAAUUCGAAAAAAUGUAUCUAUGCUUCCACAUUGAAUUCUGUUAGUAACGGUGGUAAUAAUAAUGGCGCUAGCACCAGUGGAGGUGGAUCAGCAUCACCACGAUCAGUUCCAUCACGAAGACGUUUAGUUCGUCGUGGUGGUAAUCGUAGUUCAGCAUCAGUAAUCAUGAGUCGUAGUCAUAUGAUACCGGCUCAAUAUGUACCGGAAGAAUUGGUAAAUCAAGCCCAGGUCGUGUUGCAAGGAAAGUCGCGUAAUGUCAUCAUACGUGAAUUGCAACGAACAAAUUUGGAUGUAAAUUCGGCUGUAAAUAAUCUACUAUCACGUGAUGAUGAAGAUUUUGAUGAUGCAGAUGAUUCGCCGGAGCAAUUGAUACAUUCAGAAGAUCUGAUCUCAUUGUUAGACAGUGGUUUUGCCGGUCAAGAUCAUUCAGUUAUAAUUGAUCCAGAAUUCAGUGAAGAAGCUGUUUUUUCAUAUCCGCUUAGAAUUCGUGGAUCAACAUCGAUUUUUCCUCCGAAUAAUCAAAAUCAAUCAAGUUCAAGUGGACAAAGUGGCAGUGGCAAUAUCAACUCUGGCAGUACCGGUGGUGGCCCCACUUCAAAUAAUAAUGUUGGUGGUGCUAGUGGAAAUAGCAGCAGUUCAAGCAAUCGAAUCCGUUUGCGUGAAGAACCAUAUUCAUUUGUUGAACGUGAACUUGGGUUAUCCUCACCUUCGCAGCAAGGUAAACGUUGGUAUUCGGUCACACAAGAAUCAGUGAAGAAUUUAGAUUCGGGUAGCGGUCAUCGUCAUCAAUCAUCAUCAUCGUCAAACAAAAAAAAAUGUGAUCAAAUUCAAUUGUCGCCAAUAUCGUUCACUGAUCAGGAAUAUUGGACUGGAUCCAACGAUCGAAAAUUCAUACAGAUAGCAUCAUUACACUCGGAACUGAUCGCUAUUAAUAAUCAGGGCCAAUUGUGUCAAUGGCGUUGGCUAGAUUCUGAGCCAUUCAAAUGUCAAAUAUCCGAAGGUGUUUAUUAUUUUCAUCCACGUGUACCAUCAUUGGGACUUUUAUCUGAAAAAAUACAGCAUCUUGCAGCAUCAGUAGUUCGUGCAACCGUUGUAACAGAUACAAAUAAAUUGGCCACCUGGAUGGAUGAAUCAAUUGCUGCCGCUGCGUGGAAACUCGAACAUUCAGCUACUAAUCAAUUGUUUGCGGAUGCUUUAUCUAGUGCUCUUUCUGGAUCAUUCAAAAUUACUUCAUUGUAUGUAUCGUCACUUAUGUCUUGCGUACAAUUGUCAUCUGGGUCAUUGUUCUGGUGGGGUACGCCACCGUUUUCACAUCGGAAAAAAAUGGCCGAAAAAGGCCAGAAUGAAAAAUCUAAAUCUAAAACAAAAUCAUCAUCAUCAACAUCUCAAUCAGUAUCAAACAUGAAUAGCAAAGACAAUGAGAUUGUUCAAGGAACAUUGGUGUCCAUGCGAAAUUCUCCCAUUUAUCAAUGUGGUGAAAUUGGAUUUACGACCGUUAGUGGUGUUCCAAAAGUUGGCCAGCUUAUAUCGGCUGCAUGGAAAAUGUCUGAUUCAUAUUCGUUCCGUAUAUUAACUCCACAGGAAAUUCAAUCAAGAUUGUCUGCUAAUUCUGCAUCAACAUCAUCUUCAACACCAACUGUUUUACCAGUAUCAACUAAUAAUCAAGCAUCGUCAAGUAAAAAUCUUGAACGUGCAGAAAUGCCGCCACCACCGUCACCAGCAUCGUCAACAUCAUCUGAAUCUUCCAAUACAAAUGCACCGGUAGUAAAACGUGCACGUGGUCGUAAUCUUAGCUCUUCUGGACAACAAUCACAACAACAACAAAUAUCCAGUAAUAAUAAUGAAGAACGAAAUUCAGAUCGAAUCGAAACAUGGAACCUAAAAGAUGUUGUUUUUGUUGAAGAUGUUAAAAAUAUGCCAAUUGGUCGUGUUAUUAAAGUUGAUGGAAAUUUUGUUGCCGUUAAAUUUAAUGCAAAUCCUUUGGAUGUCCCACCAUCAUUUAACAAGAAUUUACAAUCACCCGAACAACAGCAGCAACAGGUUCGUCCGUCUGGAGAAACAGAUUCUAUUGAAUCAUAUAUACAAGAUUGUCGUUUAUUACGUAAAGAAGAUUUGAUUGCUGUACGUUCAUUUCCAUCAACAUCGGCCACUCCUACAUUUCUUAAUAAUUCAAUAAUCGUUGGUAACAAAGCUUAUGAUUACUUUCAACGUACACCAAAGCGUGUACCACUCGCUGAACAUAUGCAAAUUUUGACAAUGACAUUGACGAAUCUUGGAUUACAUGUCAUUGCUAAAAUGGGUGGUUAUCGUCUAUCUUAUUUGCAGAUCAAUAUUGUUUCUGGCCGUAUUGAACAUGAUAAUAAGUUAUCAAUUGAAUAUAGUACAUUUUUUGGCAGUGGAACAAAUCCAAAAUCAUCAUUGAUACGAUUGUUCAGUGCUGGAGAAAAUGAACAGACUACAGUUGUAUUAUGUCGUGAUGGUAAUGGAACUUUGUAUCCAUUAGCUAAAGAUUGUACCAAUAUGGUCAUAAGAGAACCGAUAUCAUUGAAUCUUGGUCCCAUAUCAACAGUCGGUUUGGGAAUUUUUUCAUUGCCCAAUAUUCAUAGUGGAGGAGCUAUAUCGUAUUCAACAUCUUCUCAAUCGACAAAAACUCAUGCUGCCAUUUUGGCAUUAACUUUGGAACGACAAUAUCUAAUGCCAGUCAUUCUAAAUUGUGACCUAGAUGGUGUUCGUGAAUGUCUAUCAUUAUUGAACACAUAUCCAAAAAUAUUCUUCCCGAUGAUCAGUGAAGUUUGUGAUGGCAAUCAUAAUAUCAUCCAUGUAGCUGUUUCGGCUUGUUUUCCAACCAGUAAUAAACCGCGAUCAUCUUCCACAGAUUCGGUUCGAAUACACAUUCAAUUACUAGAAGAUGAUGAAGAUUUAGGCCAUCAAGAUCCACGAUCAGCGUCAUCAUCGUUGCUUAAUGAUACCCCUAUGAAUGAUAAUAGUUUAGAUGCAACCACAUCUACCAAUGCACAGCAGCCACAGCCUGCCCAGAAUCAGUCAUCAGCUACGUUUGGAAAUUCAAGUGAACCUUUAUUGGAUCCGACCGAACAGAAGCCAAUAGCUCAUUCUAUCCUAUGGACAUUAUUAGAUUCCCCAGCCUUGUCUGGACAUUUAUUUGAUCUACUUUCGGCACGUGAUUAUCAAGGGCUAACUCCUUUCAUGUUGGCCAUAUCAGGUCGUGCCUAUUCAGCCGCACAGCAAAUAUUUGUUGUAAUGCAACGUGUUGCACGUAUAAUCGCUAAUAAUGAAUCGUCCACUCAGCAACAACAAGAUCAAUCAUCAUCGCCUUCAUCAGCUAUAACACAGGAUUCCAUUUAUCAACGUACGUUUAUGCAGAUGUUAUAUCCCCGAGGAUCAUCACCAGAUCAUUCUCCAUUGUAUAUGUUAUGCUCAAACGAUACUUGUUCGUUCACAUGGACUGGUAAUGAACAUAUCAAUCAAGAUAUAUUUGAAUGUCGUACUUGUGGCCUAGUUGGUUCACUUUGUUGCUGUACUGAAUGUGCACGUGUCUGCCAUCGGGGUCAUGAUUGCAAAUUGAAACGAACAAACCCGACUGCUUAUUGUGAUUGUUGGGAAAAAUGUAAAUGCAAAGCAUUGAUUUCUGGCUGUCAACCAGCAAGAAAUAGCCUUUUGAAACGGUUACUUGAGUCGACGAAUUUAUCGCAGCGAGUUAAUGCACGUGGUGAACAUAUUCUUUUGUUUUUGGUUCAGACAGUUGGUCGACAAAUUAUUGAGCAAAAACAAUAUCGUCCAACUCGAUUGAGGGCAUUCGCUGUAAGUUCAGGAAACAACAACAGUGGUGGUCGUUCUAAAAAUGAUUUAAGUGAUGAACAAUCCAGUGUGCCGGAACACGAUCUUGAGCCUCCUAAAUUUGCUCGGCGUGCAUUAGAAAAAAUGCUGAGCGAUUGGCCAACAGUUAAAUCUAUGAUUUUUACCGGUUAUCGUUCGGCUGAAAAUGCCGCUCAACAACAGCGACGGCAAGCAUAUCUGUGGAAUCUUAAUGGAACGGCAAACGCUUAUUCAUUUGAAGAAGAAAAUUCCUAUUUAUCUUGUCAAAAUGGCUCAGCUUUAUUGGAUAAAUUCACACAUUCAUUAUUGAAAUUGAAUUUAAGUGAUCCCAUCGACCGUAUAACUGGAACCAUUUUACAGGCAUGUAAAUCACCAAAUAUUGCUCAAGAAGGUCGUAUUGUUGCACGACGAUUUGUACGAUCUGUCAUACGUGUUAGCUUAGCGCUUUUGUUUGAAGCAAAUCCUGUUCAAUAUUCAAUGGCUUAUGCUCCGUUAAUGGAAAUGUCAUCAUAUCGAACAUAUUGGGAACGUUAUUUAUCAACUCAUCCUUCAACAUCGUCAUCAUCAUCAUCAUCAUCGUUGCAAAAGAAAUCAAAUUCAAUGAUAAUAAUGAUACGUAAAAUUCGUAAAGUUUUCAUUUCUUUAUUGCCCAUUGCAGCUGAAGAAUUGUGUGAAAUUGCCGAAUCAUUAAUCGCCCCUGUCAGAAUGGGUCUAGCACGGCCAUCAGCUUCGUUUAUGAUGUUAGCACCAUCAUCAUCACAUACUUCGGAUCUUGGUGGUUCUAUAACCGAUGAACUUUUCUCCGUUGAUACAUCUGUUUAUUCCCAUCAACGUGAUUUCCUCGAUGCUACGUUUGGUCUUCAUGAUCCAACCAUGUUAGAACCGGAAUCACUUGGAUCUGUUUCACAAAAUCAUAAUUCCCAUCACAUGCUUUGGAAUUCCUAUGAUCAAUCCUCCGCUGACAUUAGAGCUGUAGACGCAACAUCUGCUUUGCGGUCUUUGGAUUCCCAGACCGAUAAUAAUAGUAGCCAAAAUCAACAACAAUCAUCUCAAGAUGAAUUACGAACAAUUGGCAAUGAAGGUAAUUUAACGGUACCUUCGAUUCCUUCAUUUCAGUCACUAAUUUUUGGUGAACAAUCCACCGAAUCAUCAACUGCGUCUGUUUCUUUGUCGAAUAAUCAACUGCCAGAAAUUAUUAUUGAAAGACCUGCAAACGAGGAAAAUAAUUCACCAAUGGAAUCAGAUCAACAUCAAAGUAAUCUAACGUCUGCUGCAUCCGAUGCCGAUAUAGACAUGCUUGUUGCCGGUAAUCAAAUGAUGAGUGAAGCUGAUGAUAAUUCAAAUGUUGGUGGACGUUUGGAUACUGAAUCCGAUUCUGAAUCGAAUCCUGAUGAUGGGGCAUCAUAUCUGAGCAAUGCGGAUAAUGCUUCAGCACAGCGAAGUGUUGUAACCGGUGCAACAGCUGGCAGUGAUGUUGGAGUUGCCUCUUUACCUUAUGAUGAUGAAUCAUUAAAUUCAAAUGCUGAUGAUGUCGAUGAUGACGACGAUGAUGAACAAGAUGUAGAACCUGAUGAUGAUGACUCAUCUGAUUCUGAUGAUGCGUCAGAUACUGCGGAAACGGAACCAGACACCGAUGUCCUUUCAAGUUUUAUUAAUGAUAAUGUAGAACGUCGUCUUGGAGGCGUCCAAGUUGGUGGAUCAUCAUCUAAUGCUAAUUCUGGUGGUGGUUCGCAAACUGCAACAACCGGUUCAGCUCGACACAAUAUUUUACAACAUGUUCAAUGGGCAUUGCGCUCUCAUCGUGAUCAAAUGUUAUCAUCAACAUCAACGACGAAUCUUCCAGAGUCAUUCCGUCGUAGUGCUAUUUCGAAUGCAUUAGUUUCUACGGAAAAUGUUGUGCAGAUAACGAACUCGAUGGUUGGCCUAGCCCGAGCUUUUUCUAUUAUAAUGCGGCAUAUUGCAGAUUUAAUGGUCAUCAUACGCGAAACAACAAACGAAGCUGGUUGCAUUGAUUUCCCUUUUUAUUCUAUCAGUCCAAUAGAAUCGAAGCAGUUAUUGCAAAUGAUUGAAGAUCGUCUUCUCAAUACAUGGAAUUGGUUGAUCAUUUCAAUGGACACAACGGAAACGCAAUUACGUUUUGGAUGUGCACUAUCCAACCGGCGCCUCACUCCAGUCGUAUCUAGAGGAAUAAGUUCUUCGACUAGUGGUUCAAGUACUGCAAUAUCAUCUGGAUCCGGUACAGCUGGUGUUGGUGGCUCAAAUCCUAAUUCAGGUAGUGCAUAUGUGGCUUCUUCAAAUCCACGUUCACUUCGAUUAAGAACAUUUCAAAGUCAAGAUGAAAUGGCAAUGCUACCAACAUUUAAUCGUAAUAGUUUACGUACUCGCACUGGUGGUGGCAGUUCUUAUGUUUUCACUCGUACAUCUGCUGGAGCUAGUGCUGCUGCACAUGGUGCUUCCGGUUCAGCCGUCGCUUCCGGAUCAGGUGGUUCAAGUGGAGCCGGUGGUUCAAAUGUUUCUUCAAAUGAAUCCAAUCAAGCAGCUCAUCGUGAUUUUCUCAACUAUGCAAUGUCAUUGAUGCGUGCCCAUUCAAAUGAACAUUAUGAUUCAUUACCCGUGUUGGAUGUAUCAUCACUCAAACAUGUUGCAUACAUUUUCGAUGCUUUUGUUUAUUUUAUUCGUCGUGGUUUCAUUACAAUGGAUUCUUAUUCUGAAACUAUAGCCAAUGAAAUUAUUGAUUCAUCAUCGAUUAAAAGCAAAGAUGACAUACUAACAUCAGGCCGAAAUCAUGCAUUUUUUAGACGAUCUAAUUCUACAUUAUUUCUUGGUUGUCCGAGACCUGAUCCGUUUUCGGCUCCAUAUCAGGAAGCUUUGCCGUUGGCCAGUAAACCACAAUUACUACAGCCAAAUGCUAGACGUGAACAAUUGUUCGGUAUACCUAGACCAUCUAAUGCAAUGGAAGCAGAAGAAAUGAUUGAAUCGUUACCAUCACAGAUGAGUCUUUCUAAACGUUAUCAAUGGAAUUAUAAUAGUAGUUCAAUUCGAUCACCAAAUCAUUUACAAAUAUCACCAGCUCGAUCUCAAUCUGUCAUAACUGAAUCAUCUACGUCAUCAUCCUCAAGAGUAUCAAUCAUACAACCGAAUAAAUUAUCAGUGAUUGUUAUGGCCGGUUCAGCUAAACAUCAACAACAGCAAACAACUUUGCCGACAAGUCCAAAUUUAAAUAACAAUAAUCAAUCUUCUGUUAUAAAAAUUUCGACUAAUCAGCAACAACAAAAACAUGUCAAUUUUUUCGGGAAUAUUCAACAACAAGAUCUCCUUUUAGGCCGUUGGCAUUUAACACUCGAACUAUUCGGUCGGCUGUUUGUUGAUGACGUGUCACUUGAACCUAAUUCCAUUAUACCGGAAUUGACCGGUUUUCCCAUUAAAGAAAGUAAAUUCAGACGCGAAAUGGAACGUCUAAGAAUCAGUUGCUCAAAUACAGCCGCAAAUCAACGUGAUUUAAAUUUUUAUAAAUUAGAUCGUGAUCGGCAUCAAUUGCUCAUACAAUCAUUCAAAGAAUUGAAUUCGGUUUUCUCGCCCAUUACUCGACGGCUAUCAUCUCAAACAUCCGUUGCACCGCAAUCAUUGACUAUUACGCGUGUUAAAGUAACCUUUAAAGAAGAACCGGGUGAAGGGUCUGGUGUUGCACGUAGUUUUUAUACAGCAUUUUCUGAAGCCGUAUUAGCAAAUGAAAAAUUACCCAUUGAAUUAUUAAUGAAUAAUUGUUGCGGUUCAAACAGCAUGGUCAAUAUUCGUGGUGGUGGUUCUGCUACAAACUCAUCCUCUGGUGCUUCGGCUGUAAAUUAUGAAGCUUUUUCUAGUUAUGCCUUCCGUCUACGAAGUCAUAAUAAUAACAAUAAUAAUUCUAAUGGUUCAUCUUCUGGUCAACGAAAUAGCAAUUCUACUGGCUCUAGUGGUGGGUCUGUAAAUUCAGUUCCACAAAACUCUUCAUCCCCAGUAAAUGAUAUUCUUGCUGCCGCAUCAAGUAGCAACAACAGUAGUUCAAUGCGAAGACCACGUUCCCCAGCACGUUAUAAGCCAUUCUAUCCAUCAUCAUCAUCAUCAUCAUCAUCGACAGCUCGUCGUACGCAAUUAAUUGAACGGAUUCGGAAUAUGCAUGAACCGCGCUCAUCAACAUCUCCGUCAUCAAGUGGAAGUAGUAGUUCAACAUUAGCACCGUCUUCUUCUGCAGCAACUUUCCGUCGAAUCGCAUUUUCACAGCUUCGAUAUGAUGCACCUUCGUUUGUGCCUACGCAGAUGAUUAAUUCACAUCGAAAUUCACCAAUCGUUCCUUCAGAUUCAAGAAAUGGAAUUGGUUUAAGGAUUUAUAAUCGUGUAUACAAUUUAUAUCCGGUGCAUGCAUCGAAAAUAACCGGAAUGUUAUUGGAAUUGCCCCAAGAAACUCUUUUAAACCUAUUUAAUAAUGAAGAAGAACUGCGUAGUUCUAUCGAUUGGGCUAUGGAAAUAAUUCAUGCAAAUGAAAUUCGAAAUCAGACAAGUAAUGGUAACCAAACAACAGCAGCCAAUACAACACAAGAUGGAUCGGUUCAAAGAGAUGCUUCUAGUUUAAAUACCAACGCGCAACAACAGCAAUCUUUAUUUUUGCCCUCUUUUUUAACGACCGAUGCAUUAAUGUAUGACAACUAUAAUGCAGAUCAGAAAAUUCAGCUCUCAGUUCAAGGUUCGGGUGCUUAUAAAACAAUUCCAAAUGAGUCAUCUACAACGGCAACAAUUUUGCAAUUAGACAAUUCAUUUUCAGAUGAAGAUGAUGCACCAUUAUUCUAUCAACCAGGGAUGCGUGGAUUUUAUUCACCUCGUGCUGGUCGGUCUAGUGAAAAUCGCUUGAACGCAUUCCGAAAUGUUGGUCGCAUAAUUGGUGUUUGUUUUCUACAAAAUGAGCUAUGUCCAAUCUCAUUUAAUCGACAUGUGAUCAACAUGAUUCUCGACCAACCUGUUAGAUGGCAUGAUUUAGCAUUUUUUGAUUCGGAACUUUAUGAAUCAUUGAGGCAAUUAAUUUUGGAUGCCCAGUCCAAUGAUAAGGAUGAAAUUUUGGCUGAUUGUGAUUUCCGUUUUGCCAUAGAUUUACCACCAGAAGAAGGUGGUCACAGUGUUGAAUUGAUACCUAAUGGCCGUAAUAUUCGCGUUACGCCACAGAAUGUCUAUGACUAUGUUCGAAGAUACGCUCAAUAUAAGAUGGUCGAAUCACAAGAGAAAGCGAUCAAGGCAAUACGGGCUGGUAUAUAUGAUGUCAUUCCUCGUAUUUCAUUUGAUGGCCUUACUCCCGAAGAUUUUCGAUUGUUAUUGAAUGGAGUGAAUGAAAUCAAUGUUCAACAACUACAAACUUAUGUCACUUUUUAUGAUGAAAGCGGUGAUUCUGAACCAAUAACAAAUAUUCGUAAAUGGUUUUGGUGGGUAUUAGAGCGGAUGACCAAUGAAGAGAAACAAGAUCUUAUUUAUUUUUGGACCGGUUCACCAGCCUUACCAGCCAGUGAAGAAGGUUUCCAGCCUAUGCCAAGUGUUACUAUAAGGCCACGCGAUGAUAAUUUUUUCGUCACUGCCAAUACUUGUAUUUCACGGCUGUAUAUUCCAUUAUAUUCAUCGCGAAAUGUAUUGCGGCAAAAAUUGCUCAUGUCGAUCAAAUCGAAAUCGUUUGGCUUCAUUUAGAAUCCGGAAUAUCAUUUGUCGCAACUAUAAGUGUUGACGAAAUAAAUUGUAUACAAACAUGCACACAUACAAAAUUUUACAAUUCAGAUGGCUUAUUUAUUCAUAUAAAUUUUCAUUUGCA
This is a messenger RNA of Dermatophagoides pteronyssinus (European house dust mite), 10490 nucleotides long. It is a transcript of the gene hyd, whose product is annotated as E3 ubiquitin-protein ligase hyd. The record is from RefSeq and is a predicted model, not a curated record. Gene Ontology annotation, biological process: protein polyubiquitination; positive regulation of canonical Wnt signaling pathway. Gene Ontology annotation, cellular component: nucleus; cytoplasm. Gene Ontology annotation, molecular function: zinc ion binding; ubiquitin-ubiquitin ligase activity; ubiquitin binding. Lineage: Eukaryota; Metazoa; Arthropoda; Arachnida; Sarcoptiformes; Pyroglyphidae.